AUGCCUGCCGUCCCGUUCAAGGUCAAAGCGGUGUUCGAGUACAAAUCGGAGGAGCCGGAUGAUCUGAACUUCGAAAAUGGCCAGAUAAUUACGGUCACAGAAGAGGAGGAUGCAGAGUGGUAUACCGGUGAAUACGUAAACACAUCUGGAGACAAGCAGGCUGGCAUGUUUCCCAAGAACUUCGUCGAGAAGUACGAACCGGCCAUCCCAACCCGCCCAGUUCGAGCUCCGAAGCGUGUACCAACACAAGAGGCCCCGGAGCCUCUCCCAGAGUCUCCAGCACCGCAGGCUGCCCCUCCUUCUCUCGAAAGCUCGCAGACCUUGCCAGCGGAGCCCCCUAAGCAGACCCCGGAAGAGGCGGGACCUGUGAAGCAGGAACAAGUUGAACAGCCACCGGCACCUGAAUCAGUGGCAGCACCUAGUCCUGCUCCAACACCGAGAUCUCCUCCAGUAUCUGCUUCCACAAAGCCUCCACCACCAGUUGCCGACAAGCCAAGUACGAGUUCCUUUAGAGACAGAAUUGCUGCCUUCAACAAGCCUGCUGCUGCUCCGAUUGCUCCUUUCAAACCCGGUGGCAGUGCAGGCACUGGCUUCAUAAAGAAGCCAUUUGUUGCACCCCCUCCGAGUCGGAAUGCCUACGUACCGCCACCGACUCGUGAACAGCCUGUUCAGAAGCCCUACCGACGCGAAGAAGACUCAAGCGUGCAUGAACCAGAGAACAGGGACAUUACAGAGACUACCGCGCCGCAAGAGGAAGUUGAAGCCCAAGAGGACCAACCCAAACCGCAGAGCCUGAAAGAUAGAAUAGCCCUGCUUCAGAAGCAGCAGCUGGAGCAAGCCGCUAGGAAUGCCGAGAAGAAAGACAAACCCAAAAAGCCACCAAAAAAGCAGAUUGAAACCUCGGAAUCUGCCGAACAGGAUCCCCCACCAGCUGCUGAACCACCCUCAAUAGAGACGGAGACGGCCGAAUCAGUAGGCCGGCCAUCUUUCGAUGAACCCGAGGAGGUAGAGGACAUCCCGGCACCCUCACGACGAGUAACAGGCAUUGCGAGCGUCACGCCCCAGCCACAACCUUCCCGUGAAUUGGUGAGCGACACCAAUGAUGCUGACGAUUCUGGCGCUGGUGACGACGAAGAAGCUCAGGAGACGUCCACUGAGGAAGACCGACCAAAGUCCAAAGGCGUAGAUCAACCAACUGCACAUGUCAUCCAACAGCAGCCGGUUGCUAACGAGGAAGCCAAGGGUGAAGAUGACGACGAGGAUGAAGAAGAGGAAGAGGAAGAAGAAGAUCCAGAUGUCCGCCGGAGAAGGGAGCUCCGAGAAAGAAUGGCCAAGAUGAGUGGAGGCAUGGGUAUGAUGGGUAUGUUCGGACCACCAGGAGGCGUGGGUUCACCUGGAGCGACAAGAAAACCGAAAUCUGCAGAACCCUCCAGACAACAGACGCUGAGCUCCGAGACGCACGACCAGGAAGAGCCUCAAGAACGAGCAGCCCCCGUCCGUAUCAUGGCUUUGCCAGGAAUGUCUAACCCGGUACCAAAGCGACAGGAGGAGCCAACCCUAGAAGAAGAUGGUGGUGCAGACAUUACUCGAGCUACACCCCAAGAGCCGUCCAUAUACGGAGAGAACGAGGAUUACGUUUCACAACCGCCGCCGAGGCGAUCCACAGACCGCCCUGCUCCUCCAGUCCCGCAAGAACGAGCACCUCCUCCGGCUCCUCCGCGCGAGACUCGUGGUGCACCACCGCCGCCUCUUCCCACAGCUACUAGACCUGUCCCUCCGGCGCCUCAAUCUCCAACUUCUCGGCCUGUACCACCCCUUCCACCCACCACUCUUGCGCCCAGUGAGGCUCUGGCGGACGACGAAGAAGAAGAAGAGGAGGAGGAGGAGGAGGAUGAUGAUGAUGAGGGCAAUUUCAUCGAAGAAAAUGUGCCUGAGAGGUUGCCACCCAGCGCACCAACUCCAGCGAGCCCUGCUGGCAUCCCGCCACCGCCGCCGGCGAGAGGACCCGUGUCUCCUAAGCUAGAUACUUCUGAGUUCACGUUCAUGACCUCUCCUAGCGAUAAACGAGCAAGUCGUCCCCCGCCUCCGGUUCCUCAGACGCCCACCGCCGCGACUCCCUCAGCAAGAGCACCACCACCGCCACCGCCAGGGUAUCCGCCAAGUCGACGUUCAACAAGCGACUCAAGGAGCCUCGGUGUGCCUCAGUCUCCACCUGCUGACGACGAGGAGGGCGAGGUCACCGAAUACGACGCAGACUACGAUACAGAUAUUGCUUUGGGCGCGAAACACAAGGACGCUCUCAAGAACCACAACCGUGAUUCAAGUUUAGACGAGGGCAUGCUCACUGAUGAUGCUGCGAGGCCACCGAAGAGUCCGCCAGUUCGGACUGCACCUCCACUACCUCCAGUCGCCGCGCCACGCGAGGUCCCGCCACCACCUCCUCCAGCCCAGCCGGCUCCUAGAUCAAGGAGAUCGGUGGAUGCUCCUCGUGCUCCACCACCAGUGCCUCCACCUCAAGCGACGGACCAUGAUGAUGAAUAUGAUCCUUUCCGUUACUCUGCACCACAACAUAGUGCACCACAACAUCCGAGUAGAGGCCAGUACACAACGACACUACAAUCUCCCAAAGAGGAAUUCGAGGAGGAGGACCUGUACAGAGCAACUACAGCUCAUGCUCCCAUUCCACCUCCUUCUGCUGACAGAAAUGCGCCACCUCCCCCGCCACCGGACAGGAACGAGUACGGCCCUCCUCCCAUGAAUUUUGCGCCUGCGCCGACGAUGUCUCCACGCGGCUCUCUUGAUAGCAAGAGAAUGGGCACUGUCUCCCGCCGCUCGAUGGAUCAGUCGCGCGGAAGUGCUGAGCAAGGAUUCAUCGCCUCGGAUAUAGACCUAGGACACGGUACUAUGUGGUGGACGCAAGACAAAGCACCGCCUCCUGCAUUGCAAGGGAGGCCCGACGUCUUGUACGAGAUGGAGACCUCGUCCUCAUCGAAACGAGGUGGCAGAACCACGAUCUCGAAGGAUGUCUACGUGCUAUACAUGGACUAUUCUCAAACAACCAUCAACGCCAGUUUUGACGCGGCUGACCCCUCUCAUGUAACACUCGAGCAGAACCAUGAGCGGCCACCGCAACCCGCUCGCCGUGAUCAACUUGAGAGCGCCUCGGGGCAGUAUGGCGCAAGUAUAGCGAGAUCAGCGAAUGGCUUGGCCGGUACGACUGUGGGUGACGGCUCUGCACAAGCACUGGUCCUUGAAUUGCUGAAGCCACAUACAACAGCACUCCUGCCGAUUGGCACGCGAGCUUAUGGUGCUCUCAUCUAUGCCAACCUCGGGAACGCGUCAACACAGCAGUACGACGAGAUCCGGCCUGGCGACAUUGUCAGCUUCCGCAAUGCGAGAUUCGCGGGCCACAAAGGCGGCCUACAUUCCAAAUACAGUAUGGACGUGGGCAAGCCAGAGCACGUGGCUGUUGUGACUGAGUGGGAUGGCACCAAGAAGAAAAUUCGUGCUCUGGAACAAGGCCGGGACCUUGAGAGAGGUAAGAAACCAAAGGUUAGAGAGGAGAGUUUUAAAGUCGGUGAUCUGAAAAGUGGCGAGGUCAUGGUCUGGAGAGUGAUGCCUAGAACGUGGGUUGGUUGGGAUACCAGCAAAGCAUAG
Molecule: messenger RNA, 3657 nt
Organism: Exophiala viscosa
Lineage: Eukaryota; Fungi; Ascomycota; Eurotiomycetes; Chaetothyriales; Herpotrichiellaceae
Product: SH3 domain protein
Exons: 3
Coding region: 1-3657 (1218 amino acids)
Biological process (GO): protein transport to vacuole involved in ubiquitin-dependent protein catabolic process via the multivesicular body sorting pathway
Cellular component (GO): ESCRT-0 complex
Molecular function (GO): protein binding
Source: RefSeq, a predicted model, not a curated record